AUGCAGUUUGCAAUCUGGCUGGUUGGACUAAUGUGUCAUCUGUCAGCACUUGUCCGGAACUCCUUGGAAUACCGAUUGCAUCCGAAACAAGGUAGGCUAUUUAUCUCGUUGAUUUAUGGAUGGUAGCAUCCAUAAAAUGCGAUAUCUGAAAGUAUAUGUUUAAACUGUUUAGUAGCCUAAUGGCGCUGAAGAAAGAUGCCAGUAGAGUACAUUGUAGGCUAAGUGAUACAAAAUAGUUGCAUGUCAAAAACGGUUACAUUGACGCGUCUUUAUUGGCUAUAUCUUUUACCGUUACAAUCUCUCUGAAUGAAUCUCACUAAUGCACGUUUCCUUGCAUUUUAGAAAGUUUCAUCAAACAGUUGUCAUCCUAUGAAAUUAUCACCCCGCUGCGGAUAAAUGAUUUCGGAGAAUCAUUCACCCACAAGUUUCACUACAAAAGGAAACGGAGAAGUGUGAAUUCGGAUUCUUUGGAUGGUUUACAUGCUCACUACAGAAUUGAGGCGUUCGGACAACGCUUUCAUCUCAAUCUAACCGCCGACUCCGGUUUUAUUGCCCCCACGUACACUGUGACACAUUUGGGAGCGGAGCACAGCAACUCAACAGAGUCCCAACAACAAGAAGCCAGCGAUAUGCGGCACUGCUUUUUCCGCGGACACGUCAACGCCAAGAUUGAAUCCACCGCAGUCUUCAGUCUGUGCACUGGUCUU
Messenger RNA from Coregonus sp. 'balchen', 707 nucleotides. The record is from the annotation of a GenBank genome assembly. NCBI's taxonomy places the organism in Eukaryota, Metazoa, Chordata, Actinopteri, Salmoniformes, Salmonidae.